GCCCUGUGCGGGUCUCGGAACCGUCCGGGAGGAGGGGCGCGCCGGCGCCAGCACCCUCCUCGGGUCGGGGAGACGAUCAGGCGGGAGCGAGACCAGAGCCGCCCUCAGGGCCGGUGCUCCGAGGCUGAAGUCUGCAGAGGCCUUCAACAGCAAUCUUAAAUUCCACAAUGACCACCCUGCCCCCACUGCCCAUGACGCGCCCAAAGCUGACCUCCUUAGCCAGACAGAAGCUGCCAUGCUCCCCCAGAUCCAUGCCAAGAUCUCAAUUGAUCAAAGAAAAAGAUGACAUAGAUCAUUAUGUGGAGGUGAAUUUCAAAGGAUUGUCAAAAGAGGAGGUUGCUGCUUACCGGAACUCGUACAAGAAGAACAUCUGUGUGGACAUGCUCCGAGACGGCUAUCACAAGUCCUUCACGGAGCUCUUCGCGCUGAUGGCCAAGUGGGAUGACCUGAGGGAGGCUGCCAGACGUAGGUCCGUCUUCUGGUUGCAGAGACCCCUGGAGGAGCAGCCAGAUAAACUGGACCACCUGUACCACCACCUGACCAGGGCUGAGGCAGCUGAGAGGAAUGGGUACUUUGAAGAUGUCUACACUAACUUGUAUGCUCUGGCCUGUUACUUCAGUAAUCCUGAAGACAAGUGGGUGAGGAACCACUUCUAUGAACGCUGUUUUAAUGUUGCACAGCUGAUCAAAGUCGACGGUGGACGGCGAGAAGCCGAGGCGCACGCUCACAUGGGGCUGCUGCAUGAGGAAGAGGGUCAGCUUCUGGAAGCUGCUGAGCAUUAUGAAGCAUUUCAUCAAUUGACGCAAGGGCGGAUAUGGAAGGAUGAGACAGGUCACUUUCUCAACUUGUUGGCCUGCGAGAGUCUCCUGAGGACGUACAGAUUACUCUCAGACAAAAUGCUGGAAAAUAAAGAAUACAAAGAGGCCAUCAAAAUUCUAAUAAAAGCUUCAGAAAUAGCCAAAGAAGGAAAUGACAAGAAGAUGGAAGGACAAGCUACCUAUUUCUUGGGCUUAGCAUACUUGGCUUCUGGAGAUUAUGACACGGCAUUAACGGUCCUUAACACUUACAGUGAAAUCUCUGCAGACCUGGAUGAUGAUCUCAGCCUGGAGAGAGCCUAUGAGGCCAUAGCCAAGGCCCUGCAGAGCAAAGGAGAGAUGGCAGAAGCAAUCAAGUACUUGAAAAAAGUUGUGAAGAUUGCGAGAAACAAUUUUCAGUGCCUGGAUGUCGUGAGAGCAAGCACCAUGCUUGGAGACAUCUACAACGAGAAGGGAUACUACAAGAAAGCUUCGGAGUACUUUCAGCAAGCUUUUGACACAUCAGUAGAGCUGACAAGCAUGCCUCUUAUGGACGAAACGAAAGUUCACUACGGAAUAGCAAAAGCUCAUCAAAUGAUGCUGACAGUCUCUAAUUAUAUCGAGUCUGCGGAUCUCGCCAGCCUUAACUGCCUGUUGUCAUGGAAGGAGAAUAGAAGGCGCAUUGGUCCGGAUCCAUUUAUGGGAGAUUCUAGAAGAACCACACUUAGAAGUUUAUCUCAAGACUCAGAACAUUUGGAAGAAGAACUCAGUGGGUUUCCAGAUGAUGGAAAAAAAUGAGAUUUAAGUCAGCUUUUGACUCAACAAUAAAGCAAGAAGAAAUUUAUCGGGUCACCUUCGUCAUUGAUACCUGUAAUAGGAAUAUGUCACAAAUAAUAUGGAGUUCUAAUAAAAAUGAGCAUA
Talpa occidentalis (Iberian mole) is the source of this 1715-nucleotide messenger RNA. RefSeq names its product tetratricopeptide repeat domain 29 (gene TTC29). Gene Ontology annotation, molecular function: protein binding. The transcript has 13 exons. NCBI's taxonomy places the organism in Eukaryota, Metazoa, Chordata, Mammalia, Eulipotyphla, Talpidae. The record is from RefSeq and is a predicted model, not a curated record. The coding region runs from base 168 to 1592 and encodes 474 amino acids.